UCUCACGCUUGCCUAGCUACGGAGAAAGCGACGCUCUCUCCUCCUGCGUCUCGAAGGAAGAGAACUUGCCCAAAACUAACCCUCCUACGCUUCUUCUCCAUUUUUUAAAAUGUCAUGUCAGCCUGAGGGGAACUGUUCGGCGGUGUUCGGACGAAGACUCGCUGUAACGUCGUCAGAGCGCCGAACGUGAUGGUGAAAGAUUAGUUAUAAUGCUAGGCGGCUAGCGGUGGCAUCUCGAAGACUCCUGGCUGGACUGGCAGGUAGGUUCUGACAUUCCGACAUGGGCAAGCUGCAGAGCAAGUUUCGCAAGCGGUCUGAGCUGUACAGAGCCUCACAGAGUGAAAAGGCAGACGGCGUGCUUGACAGCCAGGUGGUUCAGUAUGAACCGGCCCACCGUGGCUCGGUCAACACCGUUACAAAUCUCAGCGCCCAUCUGUGCGUUUCUGGAGGCACCGACCAGGCGGUGGUGGUGUAUGACUGGAAACGAGGCCACAUGUGUCAAUGCUUCCAGGGUCAUAACAGAGAGGUUACCAAGGUGGUGUGUUAUCCGGGCAGCACGUGGAUCUUCAGCGCCUCGCGGGACAAGUCCGUCCUAAUGUGGGACUUGAACCAGGGGGACGAGCCCAUUCAGGAGUUUUCCGGGCACCAGUUAGUGGUCAACGGGCUUGCAAUCAGCCCCGAUGGGAGGAAACUGUGCACGGGGUCCCGCGACAACUGCAUGUGCCUGUGGGACAUUGAAUCUGCGAAAUGCGAGCAGAGACACAACAUUUCCCGAAACCUGGUGACACACGUGUGUUGGGUGCCAGGCAGCUCCUCGCUCGUGCAGACGUCGGAGGACAAAACCAUACGAGUGUGGGACAGCCGAGCGUGGCAGGUGACAAACACUUUUCCGGCCAAGCAAUACAUCCAGACCCACUGUGACGUUUCCGACAACGGAAAUCACCUGGUGUCCAGCAGCAACGGUUUUGGAGGCCAAGGCUGCGAGGCUACGCUGUGGGAUCUGCGUCAGCCAGGCUGCAAAGUGGUGGAGUACCGUGGCCACCUGCAGACCACCUCGUGCUGCGUCUUCCUUCCUGCGGCAGCGGGAGGCAACGGCGCCGCUCUGGUGGCCACGUCCUCACAUGACAGCUCCGUCAAAGUGUGGGACCAAAACUCAGCAGUGUGCUUAGCCACCCUGUCGCUGGACGGCGCCGGUCCUCUGGUGUCUUUGGCGGCCAGCGACGCCUCCAAUGUGCUCUGUGCCAGCUUCAACAGUGGAAUUCAUCACAUCCAGCUUCUCCAAACACCAGAGAUCGCUUCAGGAGACGCCGACCACACAGACAUCAGAGUACUGUCCCGGUUCUAGAAGGUAGCGUUUACUGGAUCAAUAUGUGCCUCACAAAUCAAAUGAAAUGUCCAGAGUUCAAACCGUCGUCGUCGCGAUGUCAGCGAGCCUAGUGGCACUUUAGCUCGAUGAGCAUCCCAAAAGUUUGAACUCUGUUUUUCACUCUGUUACCAGACGUGUCUGCAAAGUUUAGUUUAGAAUGAAACGAUGUGUCACAAGAAAGACAUAUAUUGGAGGAGCUUAAAAAAAACAAAGUAGAAACUAAAUAAUAUUUACACACAAAGAAAAAUUUCUAUUUGGGGAUGUAAAAUAAAGUACAGAUUAAAAGGAGAAAAAGCACCCCCAAAAAAAUCCAAUUUGGAUUGAAUAAAAAUGUUAAAUUGGAUUUCAGUUAGACAUGUCACAUGGUGACUCGUUUGACUUAUUUUCUGUUUUAUUUGUUCGUAGAUAUCAAAGCCUGGUGUCCUAGUUAUGAAAUCACCAGUGCAGUGGUUUCCUUAUGGGAGCAUUCUUUUGCAAAUGUGGACAACCUGGAAGUCAACCAGUGUCACAGAACUGAUUGUGAUUCUUCUUUUAUGAUUUGCAAGAUUUUCAACUUUUUGGGGGAAAAUGUUAUGUUGAUUGAUGAAAUGACAAGGAUUCAGCCUUCAGCCAUUUUGAAUAGCCCUUGUCCCCUUCAGGGACGUUGGGAUUGGGAGCCUGGUCACCACAGGACAAUUGCAAAUGGAGACACUGACCUUGAAUGUGAACCGCCACACGACCUAUGGACCAGUUUGGUACUCCCAAAUUGUGGAUUCUUUUAAAAUGUCAUCAGUCUGAAGCCAAAUAGAGUAUUUUGUAGACAUGUAGAGCUGAACAUAUUUUUAAGAUAAAGCUGCAGAACUAACUAUGCAAUAAGGUAUGAGGUUUGUAGGAAAAUAUUCAACGCGAUGAGCAAAUCAUGGAAUAUAAAUGAUUGCAAAUGCAAAUAAAUUUGUCAACAUGCCAUGUCAGUUUGACAAGGUGUGGCAUAGCGGCAUGUAUGACACCCCUGCACACUUA
Syngnathus typhle (broad-nosed pipefish) is the source of this 2365-nucleotide messenger RNA. RefSeq names its product WD repeat domain 31 (gene wdr31). The transcript has 10 exons. Gene Ontology annotation, molecular function: protein binding. Bases 281 to 1345 code for a protein of 354 amino acids. Lineage: Eukaryota; Metazoa; Chordata; Actinopteri; Syngnathiformes; Syngnathidae. The record is from RefSeq and is a predicted model, not a curated record.